Messenger RNA from Penicillium expansum, 1635 nucleotides. RefSeq names its product ankyrin repeat domain-containing protein. The coding region runs from base 1 to 1635 and encodes 544 amino acids. The record is from RefSeq and is a predicted model, not a curated record. Gene Ontology annotation, molecular function: protein binding. The transcript is spliced from 3 exons. Lineage: Eukaryota; Fungi; Ascomycota; Eurotiomycetes; Eurotiales; Aspergillaceae.
AUGGCUGAAGUUCUGGGGACAGUUUCCGCUGUACUUGCGAUCGCAGAAACUUCACUCAAGGCGUCUUCGGCGCUUCACAAGCUUUUCACAACCAUAAAAGACGCACCUCGAGAGAUUAUGGUUCUCGACCGUGAUAUCAGCGUCUUCAAUUCGCUAGUGAUAAGUCUUCAAGCCGCUUUGAAUUCGGAAGAUGUGAUGGUUAUUGUGAAAAGGGACAUCGAAAUUGAUGAAUUGUUGGAAAUACUUCUGCUUCCUAUGACGAACUGUAAAGAAGUGUGUGAAGAGAUUCACAAGAAGUUGCAAAGUUUUAGAGUUUCCUUGCCAUCAUCGGAAGGAACCCUGGAUAUUGAGCCCCCAAGACGCUUUCAACUGAAGUUUGCGAAGUGGCACUUCGCAAAAAAAGAUGUUUAUGCCUUGCUAGCACGCUUCCAAGCGAGCAAAGGAAUCUUCUCAGAUGCUAUGGGAACUCUGACGCUGCUUCUUACAUUCAGAAUACACUCCGUGAUGAGCAAAGGCCAGCCCAAAGACCAGUUCAUCAACCAAGUGAACGGCAUCCAAAGGUUCGAUGAUGAUGCUGGGUCGGCUUUUCUUCGAUACACCAAGAUGACCCAGGAAGUGUAUCUCGACCUAAACACAAUGCCCUUGCCCGCAAGGCAUGCAAAGCUCAAGGGUCCUCAGCACGCUAAAUCCCUUUUAGACGCAGUAAGGAAUGAUGCAUUAGCUUCGGUAGAGAUGAUGUUGGGUAGUAUCGAUGUCGAUACCCAGGAUCCUUUGACUGGGCGAACCGCUCUCUCGAUCACAGCUGAGCUCGGCAAUCUCCAAAUGACUAAACUUCUCCUUAGCCAUGGGGCUAAUGUCAACAUUCGCCAAUAUAGUUUAAGCAAACAACAAGGCGAGGGUUUUGAGGGGUGUGCAAUAGUAAGGAGUGGUCGUUUCCCGCUUCACUGGGCUGUUGUCGGGGAUCAUAUCGAAAUUGUCAAGCUUCUGCUGCAGCAUCGAGCUAAUCCCAAUGCGCGAAACAGUGCUGGCCGACCUGUUCUACAGGAGGCUUGUUUUAAAAACAAUCCUGAGAUGGCCAAGAUAUUGCUCGAAGCAGGCGCAGAUGUGAAUGGGAUAAACCUCCAUUCCGGCUGGGCACCUAUACAUGAAUGUUCAAAUGGCAAAUCUAUCGACUUGUUGUAUGUGCUUCUUGACUAUGGAGCAUUACUGGACGUUCCAGUAUUCGAUUGUUACUAUCCAGAUGCAUAUCCAAUACAUUGGACCACGCGGCUUGGAGAGGGAAACACGCUGAAGAUCCUUCUAGCAAGUGGGGCCGAUCCUAAUGCUUUAAUGGCCGAGGAUAUCUCUUGUCUCCAUCUAGCUGCCGCCCGGGGAUGGGUAGAUGGUAUUUUCAGUUUGUUAGAAAAAGGUGCAUCGAUAAACGCUCAAGACCUAUGUCUUCGUGAGACGCCUUUGCAUAAAGCGGCGCGGAACUGUGAGAUGAGCGCAAUUCGGGUCUUAUGCAUGAAUGGGGCCGAUACCACUCUUAAGAACAUCGAUGGACUCACUUACCAGGAGGUUUUGGCGUGUGCACAGCAGAUUCCCGAUAAUUGGCGUGUCGAUGUUAUGCGUGGAUCGUUCUGUUCGAGGUAUUAA